AUGAGGCGAAUCAUGGGAGCCUGGGAGGCUAUGAAAUCCGAUGGUCUUAACGACGAGGUGGAGUCAAGCUUAUCAUGCUUCGAAAAUACACAGGGGAACAUGGUGGACGCGGAGAACUCUUUCCGUCCAUCAUUGGAUGAUGUUGGCAACGUUAUCGACCUACGGUCAUGUUCACAAUACAGUCACAGCAGUGCAAGCUUCUCGCGGCAAUCACACGGAGAUGCCAACGAUGAAGAAUUUACAACGGGAAUUUCCUCCCCGAUCCAGUCUGAGCAGCCGAAGCCGUCUCAAGAACAGACCGAGACUAAUUUGAUGGUGGAAGAUACGCGCGCACUACCGGAGAGGUCCGAAGUUCCUGAGGUGCCUGAAGAGCCUGAAGAGCCUGGAGUGCCUGAAGUGCCCGAAGUACCUGGAGUAUCUGAAGAGCCUGAAGAGCAUGAAAUUUCUGAAGUGCCCGAAGUGCCUGAUUGGAGCGCCAGUGACCAACAUGAAGUCAGAUGGGAGCACGUUGCCUCUGCCCAGGUCUUCUCAUACUGUGCAUCAUGCGGCAAAUUAUCGACCCCAUAG
This is a messenger RNA of Penicillium oxalicum, 567 nucleotides long. RefSeq lists its product as uncharacterized. The transcript has 2 exons. The record is from RefSeq and is a predicted model, not a curated record. Lineage: Eukaryota; Fungi; Ascomycota; Eurotiomycetes; Eurotiales; Aspergillaceae. Bases 1 to 567 code for a protein of 188 amino acids.